CUGUCGCUGUUGCUGCUUGGCACUCGAACUUGCGCGCUUGGCGAGAAGGCGAACAAUGCGACCACGCCCACACUGAUGAGCUAUGCCAACUUUACGGAACUCUCCGAGGCGGUGCAUGCCUCACUGCUGGCGCAUGAGCAGCUGCAGCGGCAGCGCCAACUGUUGCACGGACGGGCCAAGCGGGCGGUGAAGCGCGUCUGCUACGGGGAGCUGGGCUGCUUUGAGGACUCCGGUCCGUUUGCCUAUUUAGAGAUGCUGCCCUCAUCACCCGAGGAGAUCAAUACCAAGUUCUAUUUUUACUCGACACGUCAACGCUCGGAUCGGCCGCUCAUGGAGCUGUCAUUUCUCAAUAUGACUGCGGCGUUUGCCAAGGCUAAGGCCAAGGCCAAGCGCGAAUCUGAGACGCCAACGCCGCCGGUCACAACCAGCGCGCCAGCGGGCACAGCUUCUGCGCCUGGCUUGAAUGUGACCACCGACAAACCGAAUGUCAUGGGCGGCAGUCCAAAGAAGCCGCCGCCGCCAUCUAUCGAUGAUCUGGAGGGCUUCGACGAACUUUCUGUGCGCGUGAUUGUGCACGGCUUUGGCUCCGCCUGUCCGCACGUAUGGAUCUAUGAGAUGAAAACAGCUUUGAUGGCAGUGGAGGAUUGCAUUGUCAUCUGCGUGGACUGGGAGAAUGGCGCUACCUUUCCCAAUUAUGUGCGCGCCGCGGCGAAUACGCGUCUGGUGGGAAAGCAGUUGGCCAUGUUGCUGCAGCAUCUGCAGCAGCACAAGGGUCUGAAUCUGAUGCGCACCCACGUGAUUGGCUUCAGCCUGGGGGCGCAUGUCUCUGGAUUUGCGGGCGCCGAGCUGCCUGGCUUGUCGCGCAUAACCGGCUUGGAUCCGGCUGGGCCGCUAUUCGAGGCGCAGCAUCCGAAGGUGCGGCUGGACAGCAGCGAUGCGGAAUUCGUGGAUGUCAUACACUCGAACGGCGAGAAUCUAAUAUUGGGCGGCCUGGGCUCCUGGCAGCCCAUGGGCCAUGUCGACUACUAUCCGAACGGCGGGCGCGUCCAGACGGGCUGCUCUAAUCUGUUUGUAGGCGCCGUUACGGACUUCAUCUGGUCUGCCCAGGCGGCGGAGGAUGAGGAGGGGCGUUCGCUGUGCAAUCAUCGGCGCGCCUAUAAGUUCUUUAUUGAUUCGGUGGCGCCGCGCUGCAUGUUUCCCGCCUUUCCGUGCGCCAACUACGAUGAUUUUCUCAAGGGCAAGUGCUUCCCCUGCGCCCAGGACGAUGAGGAUCUGGCCGAGGGUGUGCCACGCUGCGGCAACAUGGGCUACUAUGCGGAUAGAUCGACCGGCCGGGGUCAGCUCUAUCUGCUGACGCGCGAGGAGGAGCCCUUCUGUGCUCAUCAAUUCCAAUUACAAAUCUUCAACUCGUUCAACGAUCUGCCACUGCGCACCAUUGGCCGCCUCGAGGCCAUACUCGAGGGCGAUGGCGGCCUCAACGAGACCUUCGAAAUAUCCGAAAAGGACGAUGCGGAGUUCUUUGCCGGCGACAUUGUGUCCAAAAUUAUUGUGCCACAUCCAGCGCUGGGCUUUCCCACCACGCUUAGCCUGCACUAUAAGUCAUACAGCGGCUGGCUGUCGAAGGGCCUGCCCCACUGGGACAUUGAUAAGGUGGUGCUGACGGACAGCUUUGGACGCAGCCACUCGCUCUGCCGGCCCAGCACCAAGCUAAGCAGCGGCAGUCCCGUGCGCAUGCGUCUGCAGGCGGGCAACUGUGAGCUGGACAAUCAGGAUGACUAUGGCGCCUAUACUACUCAGCCGCCGGCUGGAUUACCGUCGAGCACGGACGCACCCGAGUCGGACUCCAGUGGGCAGGCGUCCGGUCUGAGCGCCAGCGUUGAUGGGGUCGAGAGUGUGAAACAGCGCAAGGAUAUAUUCAAUUUGGGCACCAGCUUUAAGCUUGCACAGAAUCAAACCUAUCCGCUGGACCAAACGGAUGAGCUGCCCUGGCAGCCCAUACUGGUUGGCAAUUCCCUCGACAAGGACAACACCGAAGCGGAGCCGGCCGAGUCCAGUCGCAGUCUGUCCGAUGCUUUGGCGCCCGGCGAACAGCCGAUCAACGAGAUAUUCGAGCCGGUGCUCAAGGAUCGACGGUUGGCUGUCAAUCGUGGACGCAAUCUACACGAUCCGGCCAACACGUCCGAGAUUGUGGAGCCGGUGCUCAAGGCGACCACACCGCGCGCCAAACAGGGCAAGGAUCUGCAGCUGGCCGAACCAGUGGAUGGCAAUGUCAACGCCAGCUCCACGGACACUCCCGCUCUGGCCACGCCGCCCAAAAUGAUGGCACAGCUCUCCAGCGGUGCAGAGGAGCCGCAAACGGUGCAGUUGCUGCCGUUCCGGCUGGGUGAGCUGCUGCAGCGCGCCGAGCGCUACGCAAGGGAAACUCUGCUGCCGCUCAUAUCUGUGCAGGCGCCGCGCUUCUUUGGCUUCAAUGUGACGCCACACGAUCGUGAACUGGCCCGACCCGGCGAAUCCCGUAAACCUCGCUACAUACCACGCUACGAGGAGGCAGCCUUUCUCAACAGCAACAGCAACAGCAACAGCAGCAGCAGCGGACAGCAGCGCCGCAGCUCGGAUUCGUUAGAGUCAACGGAUCAGGCGGCACGCCGCAAUCUCUUCCGUUUGCUGCGCUCGAAUGGGGCACGCGGUCGUGCCGCCCAGCAGCGGCGGGCGGCUCCGUUGUCCAUCCGGGAGCCAGACCAAAACGACUUCAACUAUUACACGAAUAUGCUGCACACGGAGUCGCGUUCGAUGCGACCCGAGGCACCCGAGUAUCGGCCCGUUUUCGUUGAGCUGCCCACAUAUCGGCCGCCUGUCGCCGGCCAGAUAAAGGCCACGGCAAAGGGUCAGCGGCGUGCACGCCUGCAGCGAAGUCCCUGAGGUUUCUGGGCGCUAGGGGUCGGGAGAUGGGACGCAGCUAUAAGUGAACACUAUGUGAUAUGAUAAACAGAGAGCAGCUCUGCUGCAGCGCACAGUGGGGCUGCUCAGCGUUUUCGUCGAGUAAAAAAAUGUCCUGGCCAGAACUCAAACGCAUUUUGGGGCCCCAGACUCGUCGUACCAAAAAGCUUCACCUUGCACUGUAAAUAAAAGUUAAAUGGAAUUUGAAUUGAAUUCGCACAACAUCGUUUCGCUGUUGACAAAGAGUUCUCUAUGCAUUAAGUUUAGGCGUUAAGUUUAUAAUGUGAACAAUUAAAUAAAUUAUUAGCAUGGUAAGCAUAACAUAAA
Molecule: messenger RNA, 3264 nt
Organism: Drosophila virilis
Lineage: Eukaryota; Metazoa; Arthropoda; Insecta; Diptera; Drosophilidae
Biological process (GO): lipid catabolic process
Molecular function (GO): lipase activity
Source: RefSeq, a predicted model, not a curated record